This is a messenger RNA of Sarcophilus harrisii (Tasmanian devil), 3135 nucleotides long. RefSeq names its product DENN domain containing 2C (gene DENND2C). The transcript is spliced from 19 exons. The record is from RefSeq and is a predicted model, not a curated record. The coding region runs from base 265 to 3078 and encodes 937 amino acids. Lineage: Eukaryota; Metazoa; Chordata; Mammalia; Dasyuromorphia; Dasyuridae.
CGGCUGAGCCAGCACUGCCCUCGAGCUGGGACCCGCAGCAGCCCGGGCCCGAGCGGAGCCUCGCAGUCCCGCAGCGGAAGACAGGCCUGGACCAGAUCAAACUCUUGGGCACUUUUUUUUACAAAAGAAUUUUUAAAAAGUCAUUUUUUGUGGCAGAUGAAAUGGAAAUAAAACAAUCAUUGGGAUUACAACUGAAAGGGAAGAGGAUAAUAGCUUUGUAUCACUUAUUGCAAUGAAAUCUUUAUAAAAAUUCAAUCAGUUGACAUGCGCCCAACGGGGAAUAUGGAGCUUGGCUUUUCCCGUUCAGCUGUCCAGACACUGUCAAGAAGCCAUUGCAAGAACAUCAAACAAAAGAUCUCUCAGUGGGAAGGAAGGACUAAUGGUGGAUCUAAUCCAGAACACCGGCAACUGAAAGACUUUGGAGUGAAAUAUAAUUGUAAUAAUGAUGUUUUUCCUAAGACAACGGCUGCUUACAAAAGUAAAAAGCUGGCUCCUAUUAACUCUCCAAAUCUGGGACUGGAUCUGAGGGAAGAAGAGGUCAAAAGCUGUGAUCAAAGUGAAGAUGAAAAUGAGAGGCAUGAAUAUGAUUCAAGUUUAUUUAACAAUGAAGCAGAAACCAACAUAGUAUGUUCUCAGGUCAAACAAAUUGAAAACUGGAAAGAUGAUGUUUUGAAUCCAGAGAAUACAUUGCCUCCUGGAAACUUUUAUACCUCAAGAGUAUUAUGGAAGAAAAUGGAAGCACUUCCUCCAGAUAAAGUCUUGAAUUUGUCCUUAGCAAGCUGUGGCUCUCCAGCAAAAGAACUGAAUUUCAGAGUUCUGGAUAGGCCAAAUGGAAUAGCCAAGAGUUUAGAAAAUGUUUACUCUGAUCCUGAGGGACAAGAAGCUGGACCUUCUAUAAACCCUUUGCCAAAGCCUCGUAGGACAUUCAGAUAUUUAUCUGAAUCAGAUGGUAUGCCACUUAAAGAGAGUAACUGUAGACGAGAGUACUGUGAAAAGCAGCCACUGGAUAAAUUGUUUGUAGAGCCCCCUCUCCCCCCUGCUCCAGGUCUUGAAACAAAGAAAUAUGGUGGAAAAAUUAGAAGGAGAUCUAAAAGGAAAUCCUUUGAGUUUGAAGAUAUCCAGCACUUUCGGAAUCGGAACUCACCCAAGAUCCAUGAAGAACUUGGAGAAAAUUCUGGAUCAGCACUUUAUUAUACACAGUCAGAAGACAAUAUCUAUGAAGAUAUCAUAUAUCCUGCCAAGGAGAAUCCAUAUGAGGAUAUCAAAGUAACACCUCUACCCGUGUGGAGGGCUCCCUCAACAUGGAAAUUGCCACCCUCUAAACAUACUUUUAAGCCACCCAAGCUUCCUCCCAAACCUCCAUUCCUCCAUCGUAAGACUAUGGAACUGAAGAAUUCACAAGCAUAUUUACGUUCAAAGCUCACAAAGGACACGACUUUGCCUGUCACUUUAACAGAGUGGAAAGUAUUCCGAGCUGGAGAAGUUGCAAACAGGAAAAAAAAAAACCUCCCAAGGCUUGUGUUGAAAAUACAGGAUAUUUUUGAUUCUAAGAGAGGAAAGAAGAGAGUAAAAUUGCAUCCUUGUACUGGGAAGGAAACACCCCCUGCUAAAGGUGAAGCCAGCGGAAACGAAAGUGAUGCUGAAUAUCUGCCAAAGAAUCGUCAUAAGCGAAUAGCGCAGCUACAACAGUCAUCCAAAAGGAAUCCUCACUACCAGACUCUGGAACGGGAUCUCAUUGAGCUUCAGGAACAACAGUUAUUUGAACUAUUUGUCGUGGUGUCUCUGCAGAAGAAACCACUGGAAGUCACAUAUACUCCUCAAGUCAUACAACAGUUCCCCAGCAAGGGUGAACAUCCCUUCAAGCAAUCCAAAGACACUGAGGAGAGGCUCAAAGUCAUCCCCAGCUUCUGUUUCCCUGAUUCUAAGGACUGGGUACCUACAUCAGAACUGAAGAGUGAAACUUUCUCCUUUGUGCUGACGGGCGAAGAUGGGAGCCGGUGGUUUGGUUACUGCAAGAAGCUCUUGCCAGAAGGCAAAGGAAAGAGACUGCCUGAAGUAUACUGCAUGGUUAGUCGGUUGGGCUGCUUCAACCUCUUUUCAAAGAUUCUGGAUGAAGUGGAGAAGAGGAGAGAGAUGUCUCCAGCACUUGUACAUCCUUUCAUGCGAAGUGUCAUGGAAGCACCUUUCCCUGCUCCUGGACGUACCAUCACUGUCAAGAGCUACCUUCCGGGAGCUGGAGAUGGGUCAAUUGAACUCUGCCGACCACUGGAUUCUCGGCUUGAACAUGUGGAUUUUGAGUGUCUAUUUAAAUGUCUAAGUGUAUGUCAACUCAUCCGAGUCUGUGCCUCACUCCUUUUGGAACGAAGGGUUAUAUUUGUUGCUAACAAUUUGAGCACUUUAUCUAAAUGUGGCCAUGCUGUGGUAGCCACACUGUAUCCCUUCACCUGGCAGCAUACCUACAUCCCAGUCUUGCCAGCCUCCAUGAUUGACAUUGUGUGUUCACCCACUCCAUUUCUUAUCGGCAUCCUGUCCUGCUCCUUACCAUUGCUCCAGGAUCUGCCCAUUGAGGAGGUGCUGAUUGUUGAUCUCUGUGCAGACAAGUUCUUACAGGAGGUCUCUGAUGAAGAUGAAAUUCUACCACCAAAACUCCAGGCUGCCCUGGUGCAGAUUUUAGAAGAACGAAAUGAAAUCUUGGCUCAAGAACAAAGUUCUCCACAAGUAGAUGUGACACUCAACACCCUGGUAUCUGAAGCUUUUGUCAGAUUCUUUGUGGAGCUGGUGGGACAUUAUUCUCUGAACAUGACUGUGACCGAACGUGGAGAGCGUGUAUUCCAGAGGGAGCCAUUCCGCAAGUCUCAUACCUCCCGGAGUGUGCGUCACUUCCUGGAUCUGUUCAUGGAGACACAAAUGUUUGCUGGUUUCAUCCAGGACAGGGAGCUUCGAAAGAGUGGGGUCAAAGGACUGUUUGAAGUCCGGGCCAUUCAGUACUUGGAAGCUAUUCCAGAGUCUGAACCCAGUGGGGUGAACAAGAUUCUUCGAAGUCUUGGAAAUAAAAUGAAAUUUCUGCAGAAGAAAUAAAAACCUGAAUUUUCAUACCUGAAAUGGAACAGGAAAUGUCGUCCAGGUCCAGGUGCC